CUCCUUCAUCUCUAUUGAGUAUUGACCUAAGCCCAUAUAAACAUCCCACAUAAACAAUUCUAUAAAUGACCAACUCGUGGACUACCAGUCUACCACUCUCACACCAUACUUGCUUCCACGCAACAAAAUUUUAAAAACAACAGAAAUUGAAACUAGAGAAACAUAAACCCUAAUUUUCAUCUUUUUCGCUGAAAUCUUCAGCUGGAAAUUUGAAGGAGGUUGAAGAAGAGAGAGAAAAUGGAGCUCUGUACUAUACGUGGUGUUCUCUCAACUCCGCCUCUUCCACUCUCACCUUCUCACCGUUUCUUCCCUGAUUCUUCUAAUCUUCGUUUUUCUAUAAAGAAUUUUUCUCAUUUUCCAGGAAUAGUUUCCCUUACAAACAAGAGCACAUUAUUGAGAGUAAAUUCGGAUGAAUCAUCAAAUAAAUUUACAGAUGAGAAAAGUGAUUCAGCAUUUGCGACUCUUGAAGAUGAAGCUACAGUUGAUAAUUUUGCGCCUGUGAUUGUUAGUGUGAAGGAGGAUGAAGGAGUAUACGACGAGAUGAAGCAAUCAGAACAAGAAUCGGAAGUUGGAGAAUCAUCUUCUGAUAAUGAAUUUUUGCAGCCGCUUAAAGAGCUUUUGAAUAAGCUUAAUGUUGAGUUGGAUGUUGAAGAUUCACCGACAUAUCUUCUGUAUGGUGGUGGUGGUCUUGUUGCUGUGUGGUUGCUUUCAGCCAUCAUAGGUGCAAUUGAUUCUAUCCCUGUGUUUCCGAAACUGAUGGAAGUUGUGGGUCUAGGCUAUACAGUUUGGUUUACCACGCGGUAUCUUCUAUUUAAGAAAAAUAGAGAAGAAUUCGGGUCCAAGAUAGAUGAGUUCAAAAGUGAAAUAUUUGGCUCAAGUGAUAAAUAGUGACAUUUGGAGUUCUGUUUGUGCGGAAAUACUGUAGAGCGUGUUGCUAAUAUGAGAAGUUCUUUUGUAGACAAUAUACUGUGAAUAAAUAGGGAAAGAAACAAUGAUCCUUGUAACUUUUGAUCAUUCGAGAAAUGAAGGUUGCUUAAUUGUACUUGCAGUCUGUUCUGUUAGUAGUAGUCAAAGUAGACAAAUUUUCAUUGCUGUUAAAAGAUUAAGGUGGUUAUUAGUGGAAUUGGAAUUAUUUGUAUGGAGUCAAAAUGAAAAUGGAUAUCUAGGACAUACUUGUGUAUUACAAUGUGGUGCAAAUUUUGUCAAUGUACUUUUGGUAAAGUAUUCAGUA
Molecule: messenger RNA, 1231 nt
Organism: Beta vulgaris subsp. vulgaris (sugar beet)
Lineage: Eukaryota; Viridiplantae; Streptophyta; Magnoliopsida; Caryophyllales; Amaranthaceae
Product: protein CURVATURE THYLAKOID 1D, chloroplastic
Exons: 5
Coding region: 238-888 (216 amino acids)
Cellular component (GO): chloroplast thylakoid membrane; thylakoid
Source: RefSeq, a predicted model, not a curated record